Puntigrus tetrazona (Sumatra barb) is the source of this 6928-nucleotide messenger RNA. RefSeq names its product neuronal tyrosine-phosphorylated phosphoinositide-3-kinase adaptor 2a (gene nyap2a). The transcript is spliced from 7 exons. The record is from RefSeq and is a predicted model, not a curated record. Gene Ontology annotation, biological process: neuron projection morphogenesis; phosphatidylinositol 3-kinase/protein kinase B signal transduction. The coding region runs from base 765 to 2954 and encodes 729 amino acids. NCBI's taxonomy places the organism in Eukaryota, Metazoa, Chordata, Actinopteri, Cypriniformes, Cyprinidae.
GGGCUGGAGGGAAAGAGAUCAGAGAGCAAAAAAGAAGGUAGAGAGAGAGAGAGAGAGAGAGAGAGAGAGAGAAAAGGAGAGAGGAACUAAAGAAAAGACAGAUGCUAUAGCUGGUCUUUUUGCCUACUGACGCCCAUGCUGGGUUCAUCUCUGCGUGUGUGUGACGUGCACGGGGGUGUGUGUGGUGUGUGUGUGUGUGUGCGCUUGUGACGGCAGCCGCGGCGGCAGCAGCAGGGGAGGAGGACGGAUCAAAGAGAUUGUAGGACACGAUGCAUUUAGCUGCCUAACGUCUCUGCGCACACACCGUAGCCGGCUAAACCAGAACGCGCUCAUACUACACGCAUCCGCACGCAGCCCACCCCACACACACACACACACCACGCGUGUGUGGGGACAGCGCAGAUGAGGCAACCACCAAAGGGAGGUGUGGAUCUUUCCAGAAGCGUUUGGUAGGUGGGAGAGGACGGCCUCGGUGGCUGUAGCCCGGCAGGAGCGGUCGUAGGUGGAGAAGGGUCGGACCACUGCCUUCGGUUUUCUUCAGAGCUCUGGAAACGCCAAAGAUGGACACAUCCUUCACCUUUCUCUUCCUCACGCCAGUGUGUGUUUCCUCUGUGCUGCGUCGCUGUCGCCGGGCUUGUCUGCCAGCCGCAGGGGGAUUCGAUAUCGUGCGGUGUUGAGAAACGCACACACAGAACACACCUGGAGAUCAGCUGUUCGGGGAGAGCAGAUUCACUGAUACCGCAGUCUCUCUGCUGUGCUGAAGGAUGGAUUCAGGGGAAGAAGAUUGCACACAUUUCCUGCAGUACGUGGAGGACAGCGGUCUGAGGGCGUAUGACGAGCUGGUUAUCCAGAACGCCUCUGACAUCGCCCGAGAAAGCGACCGCGUCCGCAACCACACACACUGGACAUACCUACAGGAGAAAACCCAGAAGAAGAGACGGCAAGAGGAAGCUAUCAAGAGGAUUGGCGAGGAUGUGGCCCGUGUGACGGAAGGAGGAGGAUACGCAGGCAAACACUUUCGUAUGGGCUUCAUGACGAUGCCGGCCCCUCAGGACCGCGUUCCUCCUCCCUGCGGCCCGGGCUUCACUGUACGCUCGCAGUCUCUGCACUCGGUGGGAGGGGGAGAAGAGGAGGGGAGUCCCACCUCCAGAAAACAGCCCCCACCCAAACCCAGACGAGAUCCCAACACCAAACUCAGCACCUCCUCUGAGACCGUCAACACUGGGCUCAGCACGGGGAAGAGCGGGAAGGAAACGGACAAAUGCGACGCGUCUAAAUCCCGCCCCUGCAGUGAAGAGUACCGUCGCAUGCCUCCACCCAAACCCAAACGCAACCCCAACACCCAACUCAGCACAUCCUUUGACGAGUCUUACAUCCAAAACCACGGCAGUAAGGCAAAGUCGGCCUCUCUGCCGCGGCAACACAAAAAAAAGUCUGCGUCUCAGAAUCAAAGCCCCGCCCCUGAUACUGACGAUGAAACGGAACCUGUUUAUAUAGAGAUGGUGGGGAACAUCUUACGAGACUUCAGUCGAAUUGCAGGAGCUAACGGCAAUGAAGAGGACGACCAAGGUGAAAGUGUGUACGAGGAGAUGAAGUAUCCAGCUUACGAUGAUUUACCUUCAUCUUUAGACCACGCUCAGUCGCGAUGGGAGCAAUGUUCCACUCCUUUGGUGCCGGAAGUCGAACUUACACGACCCACCACUCCACGUGGUUCGCUGUGUGACAUUCCCGCCCCGUUCCCGAAUCUGCUUUCCCAUCGACCUCCUCUACUAGUAUUCCCACCUGCACCAGCCCAAUGCUCCCCCAACUCUGACGAAUCCCCCCUUACUCCACUGGAUGUCACCAAACUGCCCAUGUUGGACAACAUGGGGUAUGGGAAACCAGGUGCAUCCCCAACUAGCGCCGACCCUGGACCACAGCUGGAGGCGCAGCAGGUGUCCGGUAAACACCACCACCACCACCACCACCACCAUCAUCAUCAUAAGAAGUCAGCAGAGACUAAGGAGCAACAAACAAUCACAGCAUCAGGACGUUCGUCUGCUCCUCCUCUGCCAUCUGCGCAGUAUAAAAGCGGCGGGUCUUCUGCGGCACAUGGCUACCCAAGGAGCCACUCCGCCUGCCCGUCCCCUGUCAGUAUGGGUCGCGCUUUGACGCCGCUCACCCUGAAGCGUCCCCCGCCGUACGACGCUCUCAUGACCGGGACGAUUCCUCGCAGCGCCUCUGGAGUUCCGCACGGAUCGCGUGAGAGCGGGCGGCUCUCGAAUUCCUCUAGCGUGCACGGAGGGUCCAUGCAAAACGUCUCCACCGCGUCGGGCUCGAGCUCAGGGUCGGGAGGUCGAGGCUGUCGUACACCAACCAGUCCUUUGGAUGAGCUCAGCAACUUGUUCUCUUCCGGACGUAACAUGCUGAAGAAAGGUUCUGGAAGCCGAAAGAGUAAGGAGUCAGCGGAUGGUGAAAGUAAAGGCAGAAGUGACAGCAGGGACAGAGCCCUUCGUAGCUCUUCUCCGAAAUCACAGGAUUGGGAAACGCCCACAGGACAAUCAGCCACGCCCACAGCCACACCCAGUCGGUUCGGCCGCUCCUCCAUCAGCCCGACCACCAUGCUUGGAGAAACAAAAGCCGGGUGUAAACUCGGCCGCUCGGCGUCCACAUCAGGAGUCCCGUCCCCUGUGGGAACGCCCCAAAGACACGCCUCCGACCAUCCGUGCGGGACCCCGUUCCAGAUGCCCCCAAUGCCCUGGGCAUGUGGGGACAGCACCAUGAUGGAGAUGAUUGAGAAGAAACGUCACCUGUGCAAGGAGAUAAAAGCCAGACAGAGACCUUCAGACAAAGCCCUGUGCAAGCAGGACAGCAUGCCCAUCCUGCCCAGCUGGAAGAAGACCAACGGGAGCAAGAAAUACGGGCCCCCUCCGUACUCCACCCAAACCACUGUCUUCUGGGACACUGCUAUAUAAAGAGUGACCAGCGAACUACAGCCAUGGAGACUGAGGGGGCGUGCCCAAAUAUUGAUUGACAGCUAGCAGGAAGCGGGACUAAGCACAGUGAAGGAUUAUCAAAACUCCCUGGUUUCCUAUCGCUGUUUAUAUUUGAUAUUUUUAUAUUGGAGAUAACUGUCUUAAUAUAAAAUAUAAUUAGCGGUUUUAUAAAGAGGAACUCUCGAAGUGAGAUCUACGAGUGAAAAAGAGUACACUUUUACCCAUGAGAUGAUAUUUGUCCUCUUCGAAAUGGUCUUUCUAUUUAUUUUAUAUCCUUUUUUGGGGUGUUUCUAUAUUUGGCACUCAUCCGUGUGUCUGGGGAAAUAAUCUAUAAUGUGUGGUGAAAUAUGUGCAGUAAUUCCAUUGAGAAAACACAUUGUUUUUAAUGCCUAUGCAUUUGGUUAUACGGCAUGGACGGCGCUUUUGUUCAUUGUUUUUCAUAUGGAGAGUUUAUUUGAAAAUGCUAUAUUUUUUGGUGUCUGUAUUUUAAAUGUCGGAUCGUGAGGUGUCAGGUUGUCGUUCCUAUGACUUCUGGGUUGGACUUGAAGGCGAUCGGCUGGAUUUUGAGAUAUUAGAUCGGAUUGGAUUAUGAGAUAACGGAGUUAUUAAAGUAAAGCUCGGGCAGUUGGUCAGAUAUUGAGCGUGCGGUCAGAUAAACCGCGAGGGCACUUUCUGUUUUGCAAGGUCAGCUGGUGCAUUCAAUUGUGAGCGCUGUAAGCUCACAGACACACAUUAAUAUCAGCUGCUUUACGGCCUAACAUUUGGUGCUGUUCAACUACUUUCUUGAAUGUUCAACUUUAACAGCUACAUGACAGUCAUACGCAUAAUACUACUGGUACGAAAUUAGCAUGGGCGGUUUGUGUAUGGCCAUUGCGGGUGCACAUGGUCAGGGAUUGGAUGAUGAAAAUUCAUAAAUCUUUUCUUCUACCAUGUCAGAUAAUAUCUUGAAUACAGACACCGUUCCUUUUAUGAAGCACUAUGCAGACAUACUGUCAGUUUACAUGCUCAUAUAUCACUGCGGCAAGAGUCAAGGGCAGGCAAUAUCAUACUGAAAAGGCUCAGAAAGAAAAGACCAGGCCAUCAUUUACUCUGAUAAGAUGCUGUGCAUCAAGGCUCCAUCUAUAGCUUUACCAUGCAAUCAGAGAGCCAUGCUGGUGCAUUCAAGCACACUUGACUAUAUGUGAAUCGUAAGAGUUUGCCCACUAGCAAGUCAAGCACAGCUUUAAAACGGCAGGAGAGUAAACUCCUUUCUUUGUGUAUCUCUGGAAUCAGAUCGUGCAAUUUGGGGCAAGAAAUAUACUAAAUGCAAGCAUACAAACAAAUGCAUGGCUAAUAGUUUUAAAGCGAUUGGUUUCUUACAAGGGACAGUUCACCCAAAAAUGAAAAUUCUGUCAUCAUUUAGUAACGUUUGAGUUCCAAACCUGUAAGAGUAUCUUUUUUAUGUUGAGCACAAAAGAUGAUAUUUUGAAGAAUGCUGGUAUCUAAACGUAUGUCGGUAUCCAUUGACUUGCACAGUAUGGAAAAAUACCAUGGAAGUCAAUGGCUGCCAUCAACUAUCAGAAUUUUAAUUUUUCACUAAUCUCAGUAUUUUACGAAAGCAAUAGACCCUGAAAAAAUAAAUAUGCUAAAAUGUUUUUGAAAUACAAUUAUUCCAUGCAUAGUAUACCAGUAUACUACAAACGCAUUUACAUAUUUAUGCACUUAAUAAUAAUACCCUGCAAUUGUACUUUUAGUACAAAGUCUGCUAUUGGAACUAAUGUUGUACUUAAUGCACAUUAACUGUAUGGAAGUAUAUAGUGCUGAAGUCCAACUAAAGAUAUACUAAUAAUAAUAUUCUUGAAUAGAUCGACUGCAAGUAUACCUAGGUACACUUUAAAUAUCUUGCAUUUAAGUACAGAUAUUAUUCAAAAAUCAUACAAUCCUCAUUAAUAGUAAAAUUGAAACACAUUCCAACUCAAACGUUCCAACUUUAAAUCUGAAUUGAAAAUGUUUUGUGUAGCUGGUAUUUGGAAAAAUCUGGCUUUUUGUUAAUGAAACCAAGGUGAUGCAAACAUCUGGGUUGGCCAACAAAAUACAUCAUCCCUGCAACCCUUUAUAGAGUUAUAUUUUUAAAUGUCUCAGAUGAGAUAUGUUAUUAUUCAUGCAGCUUGCUAAACAUAAUUAUUUCACACAAAAAAAAAAAAAAAACACAGAAGGCGGCUUAGAAUGCAACUUCUUCUUUCAUUAUUAAUUGUGAUGCAUUUCACAUCCCAAUAAUGUGAGAAACCAAGUAUUGCGUUCAUGUACUUGCAUAGAGUAUGUCUCGGGCCUAAAAGAGAUUCACCCAAAAUAGAGAAUUCUGUCAUCGUUUACUGAAAACCUGUGUCAUUCCAAACCUGCACGGCUUCUUUCUUUUGUCUAAACAAUGAAAGCCAAUGAGAUCUAAUGUUGUUUUGGACUUCCCUGACUUUCACAGCACAGUUGAAGCAAUUAUUUAAAAAAAUUAUUCUUCUGUGUUCCAUAGACGCACGUUUGGAAUGAAAAGAAUGAUAGAAUUGGCAUUUUUAGCUGAACUAUCCCUUUAACAUACCGAAUGUGGAUGGUUUGAGGAUUCACAGUGCCCUUUUAAGUCUUCAUUUGAUGUAGAAUAGCCAAUGAGCAAUGGUGUUGGGGUGAUUUAGCAAUCGGCUGGCUUUGCCGUCAGUAAUUUGAGGGACCAAUGAAGAUGUUUAUCUGCCAAUUAAAAAUGGCAACACAAACUCUGUUUUAUGCUCUACUGUACAGCUUUUUGCCACGGAGACACUGUGCUCUGUAGUUCUUUGCACUGCUAUGGGCGGGACUGUGAUGUCAUGUUGAAGUUCUGAUUGACGUAUGCUCAGGUGUGAUCAAGCCACACCCCUAAAGACGGGGCCGGUUGUCUGAAGCCCCUCCCCUCACUGCCAUCCCCAUCGCACAAUCACACGUCCUAAUGCUUAUUUAAUACACAUUAAACCAACAAAAAGACACUGUUCAAUGUAAACCGUGUACACAUGCACAUUAAAUACAGGCACUUUUCAAAAAUUGUAUCAGCACGUGCUCACAUACACAUGUACAAAGCUGGCAUCCAAGUAAAAAGCAUUGCCUUGGAGACCUGGGUUCACUGUGACUUAAAAAAAAAAAAGACUUUAGGGAGGGGCUUUAAGGUCAGUAGAAUGAUGUCAUAAAGGUUUACAAUGAAAUGAAGGUAAAUAAUCAUACUUAUAACAUUACGGUCACUACAAUGAAAAUACACAACAGUGUCAGAGGGGUGAUCAGUUCUGUAGACCCCCACAGAUGCAGUACUACAAUUUACCAGUAGAUGGCAGUAACAGUAUAGUGUUCUUCGUAUGCACUUGCAUUCCAGUUUGCAUACUUAAACUGUGUGCUACAAAUACAUACUUUUGAACGCAUUACCUUAAGAAACCAUGUAUUACUAUGACAUUAUAGGAACAGCUGACCCAAAAAUUAAAAUGUACUCACCCUCAGGCCGUUCAAGUUGUGUCUUGAUCAGAACAGAUGGAUUUUUCACUGGAAAAAAAAAGCAUCAUUAUGGAUUAUGGAUAGUUGCUUUUUUUUUGUUCACAUUACUUUAGGCAUUUGAUUACAAACACAAAGCUUUUUAUUUCACAAGAAAUGAAAUGAUGGGCUGCAUCUGUGCGGAUUACUUGAAGAUUUUAUCAGCCGUUUGGUCUUCUAACUGCAGAGGAAUCAUCAGCAAAGUGACGUAAUUCUAUAUUUCUCCAAAUAUGUUAUGAUGAAGAAACAAACUCAUCUACAUCUUGCCCAAGGAUGAGUAAACCGCAGCACAUUUUCAUUUUUGGGUGAACUUUUACCAUUUAGCUAAAUUCGUAAUCUACAACUAUAAACUUAAAAAGACGCAAGUGUAAAAAUUGUGUCAGAGUACAUCAAAUAAUGCGAUAUCAAAUAUUGUGAUAAUAGACAUAAUUUGGGAAACA